Molecule: messenger RNA, 749 nt
Organism: Thamnophis sirtalis
Lineage: Eukaryota; Metazoa; Chordata; Lepidosauria; Squamata; Natricidae
Source: RefSeq, a predicted model, not a curated record
UUUCAGAUGAAAAAAUCUAUGAUGCAUAUGUGUUAUAUCCAAAAAUCAGCAACCAAGCUGACUUUGUACUGAAAGUACUGCCUGAAGUUCUGGAAAAACAGUGUGGAUACAGUCUCUUUAUACCUGGAAGGGAUGAUUUGCCAGGAAAAGCGAUAGUCAACGUUGUUGAUGACACCAUUACGCAAAGCAGGAGGCUGAUUAUGAUUCUAGUAGCUGGGUUGUCCAGCUCAGAAGAGGCUCCUGAGCAGAAUAUAGCAAUGUAUCAUGCUCUUAUACCUGAUGGAAUGAAAACUAUCCUGAUCGAAAUGGGUAAGAUAAAGGAUUACAGCAACAUGCCAGAGUCCAUUAGAUACAUCAAGCAAAAACAAGGAGCUAUCAGAUGGAACGGGGACAUCACGAAGAAAGGCUCUUGUUCGGCAAAUGGUUCCUUUUGGAAAAAGAUCAGAUACCGAAUGCCACCAGAACGUCAAGGGUCCCAAGGACUAGCUUUGAUGCCAAUCACCCAGAUGAUAAAAGAAUAGUCUUGAGGUCAUUUCAGAAUCCCUCUGGAGGGACGUUUACAUUGAAGCUGAUGCAACAUGUCCUAUAUUAUGGAGAUGGACUCCUAAAUGUAUAUGUAAUGUUGGAACUGAUUUUCUUUUUUAUUCAUGAAAUUAAAGUAUGUACAGCAUUUUCAUUUUUUUAAAAAAAUGAUAUGUGUACAGGGAUUAUUUGAUAAGGAAUUUUUGCUUAUAAAAAUGGUGCAAAUA